CCCCAGAAGAAGAUGAGACGGUUGGUUCACAGGCACUUGGAACUUGGAGUCUGCGCGUGCGGGCGUCAUGCGUGGAGAUGUGCGUGUCCGUGGGACUUUAACAUGUGGAAAUUGAGGAAUUAACUCCGUACCAGUGGUAUUCUUAACAAGAAACUACAGAGUGAUACUUUUACCCCCGAUAGAAGGUCGUCGGAAGAGAAGAAUUGGGCGAAUUGCUCCAAAGGCCUGAGUGCCAUGCCAGAGGGGUCCCAUUCUGUUCUCCACCAGGGCCCAAUGGGGGAAGAAUAUCCUCAGCUACCCUCGCCCCUCUCCGCUGGAGAACAUGAACAAACAAACCCAGACUUGGGACCAGACUGUUACAACCAACUAUGUGUGGAUCCAUUGGAUGGAGAGGGGGAACGUCCAGUAAGUCUAGUGUCCACCUUGUCUUCUGGAUCAUCCCGUGACAGUCACAGCCUGUUUGGGAGCACCGUUACUCUUCCUUCCUCCUGCACCCCGCCCAUACCAAGCGAGGAGGACAUCAACUUGGAGCUGAGCCCGCCCGAAAGCACAGUAGAGCAGACAAAAGACCAGAAUCCUGGCCUCGCAGGGUCCAGCGGACUAUGGAAGCCGCACUUGAUCGGCAACCAGUGGAAUAACAAUAACACUACCUCCGACAGGCAGGCAAGUGCAGAGAUCCUUCACAUCCACGCAGCACCUGUCAUCACUGACACAAUGGCGCCCAACCCCAAACUGACCCACGUGGACCGAGUUGUCAUGGAGAUCAUCGAGACUGAGCGCAUGUACGUCAAAGACCUGCGAAGCAUUGUAGAGGACUAUUUGGCUCACAUUAUUGAUAUGAGCAACCUUCCCAUACGUCCAGACCAAGUGUGUGCUCUGUUUGGAAAUAUUGAGGACAUUUAUGAAUUCAACAGUGAGUUGUUGCAGUCGUUGGACAUGUGUGAGAACGACCCUGUGGCCAUCGCCCAAUGCUUUGUUGACAAGAGCGAAUAUUUUGAAAUCUACACGCAAUAUUGCACCAACUAUCCAAAUUCAGUAGCAGCACUGACUGACUGCAUGAGAAGUAAAACCUUGGGAAAGUUCUUCAAGGAUCGUCAGGCUGCUCUGAAGCGUUCACUCCCUUUGGGUUCUUUCCUCCUUAAGCCAGUGCAGAGGAUCCUCAAAUAUCACCUGCUUCUUCAGGAAAUUGCAAAGCACUUUGGCCCAGACGAGAAGGGGUAUGAGGUGGUCCAGGAGGCCAUAGACACCAUGACAGGGGUGGCUUGGUACAUCAACGACAUGAAGAGGAAACACGAACACGCAGUCAGAGUGCAGGAGAUCCAGUCUCUUUUGAUCAACUGGAAGGGUCCUGACCUGACCACAUAUGGUGAGCUGGUGCUGGAGGGCACCUUUCACGUCCUGCGGGCAAAGAACAGCCGUACGCUCUUCCUGUUUGAAAAGAUGCUACUCGUUACCAAAAGAAGAGGAGAGCACUAUGUCUACAAAACACAUAUCUCAUGUUCCACCUUGAUGCUGCUUGACAGUGCAAAGGAUCCCCUGCUCUUCAGUGUCAUUCAUUUCAAGCAUCCCAAGCAGCCCCACACAGUGCAGGCAAAAUCUGUAGAAGAGAAGCGUCUCUGGGCCCAUCACAUCAAGAGGCUCAUUCUUGAGAACCACAACGCCAUUGUUCCACCAAAGGCAAAAGAAGCAAUCGUGGACCAUUCUAAUUGUCUUGGGAAGAAGUACCACUGUAGUCCAGAGCGGGUGAAGAGAGCAGAUUCCUACCAAUCAAAUGACUUCCAUCUUGCAGGAUUGACUGGGAGGAGGAGAUCUGAACCUGCUAAACAAAUCAUAAAAAGUACCAAAGAUGUUAUGAAGCAUGCUGAGAGCGAGGGCACCCUGCUGGGGGACAGGCAGCCGCCUCGGCCGGCCCCAAGUGUCAGGACCCAGGAGUCCGGUCUAGGCGAGCCCCAGGUUGAGGAGCCCGGUGCGGACGACACUCUCCGGCAGCUAAGUUCUCCCACCGCUAACCUGAGCUGCCCGCCUCGUGAGGGGGGUCCCGAGCUGCCGGUGACAGAACAGGAAACACAGGAGGAUGAGGAGGAACUGAUUUUCAAGGAGGAUUUACUGAUGGAGGACGACCAGGUAGCCGACUUUGCCAGUUCCGUCCUGGCAGCCAUCUCCUGCUGGCACUAUAGAGCCCGGGCUUUGCUUUCUUCUCACUUCACAACGGGCGAUUCAAUAAGCGAUGACGCUCAUCUGACCGAUGACGGAGAACAGAUGGAUAUGGCCGAGACCAGACAGGCCCAUUUGGAUGAGCUGCAUCCAGCUGAGAACGCCCAUCCGCUCCCAGAGUCACCGGUCUUCCCCUCCCCAGCGCAAGAGGCCGUCACUCUGGAGUCCGUGGACACCUCUACAGAAAUGGGUGAAAAAGAAGAGGGUGGAAGCGACUCGUUGGGUCAAGUGCAGGAAACUAGUGUGCUGAUGAGUAGUGAGGUCUCCGAGGAGGAGGAGGAUGCGGCGGCGAGGAGAACAAGCAUCCUAUCCUGCUCCGUGUUAGACCAGGCAAGCGUCAUUGCUGAGCACUUCGUCGCUGGUGUGUCUCGGCGAAGCAGCCUGGUCUCCGAGGAUCUAAGCUCCCUGGCCUGCUCCUCUCCUUUGGCCUCCAAUGAAGUCUUCAUCAGCCCCUCCACCUGCACAGACUCUGAAGAGAAGCCCGAAUUGUCGCCCACUGUGUCGCCUCCUGACCCAGAGGUCACCUCUGAGAGUCGCGCACCUGCGCGGGAACCGGCCUUAGCUGAGGGGGAACGUCGAUCCACCCUUUCUAAACAGGAUAUUCUACUGAUCCACAAGAUCAGGAGAUACUAUGAACAUGCCGAGCACCAAGAUGCCAACUUCAGCAUCAAGCGCAGGGAAAGUCUCUCCUACAUUCCAGCGGGUCUGGUCAGGCACCUGAGCCGACAGCUUAACAAUAAUCCGGACCAUCACGCGGUCCCAGUCCACAGGAAAGUCCUCACCAGGUACAGGCCCACUUCCUGGUCUGUGUUUGACCUUCCGGGCUUACAGAAAAAUCCCAGUUCAGACAUUCACCUAAAGGCUGAACUGCAGAGUUCAGAUGGCGUGACGGCGAGAUCCUCUAGCGUCACAGAUUCCUCUACCACUGAUGAAGACUUCCGACCUUCAUCAGAAAUGAUCAAAGUCUGGCAAGACAUGGAGUCAGAGGAGGAAGUCCAGCAGAACAAAGAACAGAAAAAGAUACCUUUUGAGUGUUUGAGUUCCUCAGCUCGUAAACUUGUGAAGGAACCAGCACUGAUUCUGGAGGACGGUGAAACAAGUCCCUCGUCUGAUUGUUCAAAUGUUACGGCAGAAGAGACAAAGUCCGCUCAGGAUUCUAAACAUCUUGGAACAUCUGUGACUCAAGGGAGGAACCUAGUCCAACUUCCCAGGAUCAUUAGCUUCAGAGCGAGUGUGGACGAAGACCAGAUCUUACAGGACGUGGGCAGGAUGAAAAAUAAAGUGUUCCAACUGGCACGUCAGUAUAGCCAACGCAUCAAGAAUAAUCGACCUAUGGUCUGGCAGAAGACCCGGGAAGCCUCGACUCAGCAAGGGUUCAAGAACAUGCCUGCUGUCUUCGAGGAGAAGGUCAAGAAAAAAAGUAAACCCAACCUGAGACUGCCCUCAAACACUUGUGAGCAGAUGGUCAUUCAUGAAGUGAAUACACCGAGUCCUGUCCCAACACCCAGUUCUGCAGCCAGCUCACGCAGCACAGCGACUGACCCGCAAACCCCUCAGUCGGAAAACUUCCACUGGCCCGAUGUACAAGAACUGAGGUCCAAAUACAACCUCUGUGGAUCUGACGCAGACUCCACAAACGAGUUGCAGGAAUGCUCUCGGGUCACGUGCAACGGCUACUCUCCCGUAGACCCUCAUAAAGACCUGUCGCAGUUUCCGGCGGCAAAAGACUGGCCUCAGCCCCGCUCCAAGCUCCUGUGCAGGUGGAGCUCUUUGGACCACAUGCUCGGAUCUCUGCCUCUCCAUGAAGUGCAGAACCUGCAGGAACCCGUGCGGACCUGCUUCCCCAGCAGCGCGGCGUCUUUGGCCACCGCACAACGCGGCGUCCUCACAGAGGGCGGCAAGCUCCUGGAGGACGGCUUCCGAUGUCCCGCUUUGAGGUCAGCCAAGACGUCGGAAAGUAAUCUGGUGAAGACUUUGCGGGAAAAAUUCCAGAGUUUAAGCACCGACUCGUGAAAACUUCAACGGUCAAUACCAGCAGGGAAAGACUGAAACUCGUCUGUGCAGUGCAGUCUGCAUGAUUUUGAAGGGAUGUUAAUUGGUCCAUUCAGUGUGGGGAAACAAACAAACAAAAAAAGUGUUGCAAUAUUUGUAUAUGUGGGACUUUUCCUAACUCAUUGGAUGUAAAAAAAAAUGUGUAAAUAGUUCCCCCCUAUUUGUAUCAUCACUAUGAUGACAGGCUUUUUGUUCAGUUCCCAUUCACUGUCAAUUAAUACUCUAAUUUUCACUACAGUAUUAAAGCAUAACAACAAGUGGAUGUGAGAAGAUUACCUCAACUCAGAUGACUGCACACCAAAGAGUUUAUUUGUUGCUUAUAAAUACAAAAACCAUGAAUCAUUACAGGAGUUAUUUGACUAAUUACAGCUGUUUUCAUGCAUCACUGGAGCUUUAUUUUUCUCAAAUGAUCUAUAUUUUUAUUGAAUGAUAUUUAUGAAGCUGUAUUUUGGGGCAAAGAUUGGCGUGUAAAUAGCUAUGGUAUCAACUCUUUUUGAAAGCUUUCUGUUCCAUGAAAGACUACUUGAAUUGUGCCAGAUUUGCAAUAAAAAAAAAUAUUGAAAUGAA
Messenger RNA from Syngnathoides biaculeatus (alligator pipefish), 4833 nucleotides. Its product is annotated as pleckstrin homology domain-containing family G member 3. The coding region runs from base 235 to 4227 and encodes 1330 amino acids. NCBI's taxonomy places the organism in Eukaryota, Metazoa, Chordata, Actinopteri, Syngnathiformes, Syngnathidae. The transcript is spliced from 19 exons. The record is from RefSeq and is a predicted model, not a curated record. Gene Ontology annotation, molecular function: guanyl-nucleotide exchange factor activity.